This is a messenger RNA of Lichtheimia ornata, 774 nucleotides long. RefSeq lists its product as uncharacterized. The transcript is spliced from 2 exons. Lineage: Eukaryota; Fungi; Mucoromycota; Mucoromycetes; Mucorales; Lichtheimiaceae. The record is from RefSeq and is a predicted model, not a curated record. Bases 1 to 774 code for a protein of 257 amino acids.
AUGCCAAGUGCACGUUCCUUGUUGCUGUACACUGCUUCAGCAUUGUUUAUAUCCUCCUCCAUCGUUUCCGCUAUCCCUAUUCAACUCCAAAAAUCGUUUACAGGCGCAACAAUCGCACCAUCCACUUUUGUGCAAGACACACUUGCUGAGUACUAUGAAGAAAUUGUAGAUCAAGUCAUGGAAGUUGUCAGCGAAAGCAUGUAUGCAUCAGCACCAACAACGUUAAUGAGUGCUCGUCACUAUCAAAUCAAAGACGAUGUCGAGUGCCGUACAUCGCUUUCACUGUUAAUGCCAUCACUCGAAAACCAAUUGUCUCAGUUGCGAGCCAACCUUAAUUCAUCCAUACGCCCUCUACUUGUAAAUAACUUGCGAGUGGUCGUUCGUGGCCAGGAUGCCAUGAUUGAUCUCAACCAUCGACUCGCUUAUCAACUUGGAACAUUGAUCCGUGCUGAACAAACAGCUUCGACGAUCGUUCGAGAAUCUAUGGUGGAUUCUGCUGCUUUCAAUCAAUGCGUGGAAAUGGAUUCUGCUACCGUCAUCAAUGCCAUUCUCAAUUCCUUGUUUUCAACUACUUCCACAACAACAGCGUCCAAAGACAACACAAUGUCAUCAUUGCCACCACCCAAAGCAAACGAAGCUGUCAACACACGUCAAUGGCUACGUUCCUGGUUCCAUGAUAUUGGUGGUAUCCUCGCUAUCGAGUUCGACAAGCGUAUACACCAAGGUGUAAAGAUCGUGCUUGAAAACUACCUAACUGAACAAGCAACCUUGUAA